AUGGCAACUGCGAGCUUUGUUCGGUCUAGACCUCAAAGUUCUACUCGACGAAUACUGGAUGACGAGGCAGAAGAAACAUCUUUAGAUAAUUAUUUGAGAGAACGCACUAGCCAAAAAGAUCUUACUCGAUAUCAACCAACCGAUAGCAGAAGUCAAUCGUUUCAGUGUUGUUUUUGUCAAAAAUUUCACUCAUCAUCAAUAGCUCUAAGUGGUCACUUAAUGUCAUGUGGAAAUAAAACUGAUCAAUGUCCAAAGUGUCGGAAAUUUAUACGAAGAGCUAUUUUUGCUUAUCAUUAUGAAAACGAAUGUGCAAGCUUGGAAGAGACAGAUGCGUUUACUCCUCGCUCUGAAAAUCCAUCAGCAAAUCGUCUUACUUCAAAGUCUGAUAGUUCAAAAUUAAGAGAAUAUGACCAAGAAGAUGAUAGUAGUUUUAAUUCUUCCAAUAAUCGCACGAAAAUAUUAGAUGCUACUUCAUCAUCGCCUUUUAAAAAAACACAUUCAACAACUAACGCGUAUCACACUUCACACGAUAUCGUUUAUAUCCCAUGCGAUAUUUGUAAUGAGCAGAUUGAUUUACGCCACUGGUCAAAUCACAGUCAAGUUUGUCGAGACAAAGAAAAUCGUCGAAUAGCGACUCUUACUGAAACAAUAAAUCGAGAACCUGUCACAGAAAACGUUUCAUGCGAGUAUUGUGAAGCGUUAUUUCCAGUACAAAGACUUCAACAUCAUGAAUUCACUUGUGAAAAAAAUCCUUUAAAUUCAAAUCGAGUAGCCAAGCUUCGUAAUAGUCGACCAUCAUCGACAGUCGUGCUUACAAAUGAAUCGCCCAAAACUGAUGGAGAUCUAACACUGCUCUCAACGUAUCUUCCCUUUCAACCGACGUCUCUAUCGGUUUAUAAUCAUUCCGCAUAUCCCAAAAAUACUCUUGGUCAAACCAAUGAUCGAGAACGUACUAAAACAUCAAAAAAUAGAUGUACUUCAUCUCAUGUACAAAUUAAUGAUCAUAGAAUUAAUGACAUUCCGAGACUGAACGAUAAUGGUAGAUCAUCUCUGGCUAUUGACGAACAGUCAAGACUUAGACAACGUCGAAGCAGCAGUAAUUUUGACUCAACAUUGAUAAAUUCUUCUGGUCAUGUUAGUAUUCACGAUGCCUUGUCUGGAUUAAAAACGGAACGUUUUCCUACUGGCACGCAAUCAUUAACAAAUAGAUUAUAUGCUACCAAACCACCGGAGAGAAACUCAGAAUCAUACAGAGCUAUGUCCACAAUACUAGGGUCAACAGCUGUUGAUUCACGUGUGCGAUCGACAUCAAGAAACUUCGUUGAUGCACGGGGUAGCCAUCAUUCAAACACUAAUAAACCUAUUCAGUCGCGUUCGGAUAGCGAUAAUACAUUUUUUGAAAGUCCUCGUAGCGAAGAUCAUGCGAAUCAGCCAAAACUUAAUCAAAAGACUCGUCCUCGGACGAGCAAUACUAACGCCCAACGGAAACCAUUGUAA
Messenger RNA from Rotaria socialis, 1497 nucleotides. NCBI's taxonomy places the organism in Eukaryota, Metazoa, Rotifera, Eurotatoria, Philodinida, Philodinidae. The record is from the annotation of a GenBank genome assembly.